Chrysemys picta bellii (western painted turtle) is the source of this 2630-nucleotide messenger RNA. It is a transcript of the gene PARP16, whose product is annotated as poly(ADP-ribose) polymerase family member 16. Gene Ontology annotation, biological process: endoplasmic reticulum unfolded protein response. NCBI's taxonomy places the organism in Eukaryota, Metazoa, Chordata, Testudines, Emydidae. Gene Ontology annotation, cellular component: endoplasmic reticulum tubular network; membrane; nuclear envelope. The record is from RefSeq and is a predicted model, not a curated record. Gene Ontology annotation, molecular function: protein serine/threonine kinase activator activity; kinase binding; NAD+ poly-ADP-ribosyltransferase activity.
ACCCCCAGGUUGAGGGUUAGGGAAGGGCUUUAACCUGUGCUGAGCUGCUGCCCUGUGUGUUUCCUGGCCAGACCCCUGGUGGGAAUGCUGCCCCGCAGGCCCAGCGAUGCUGCCCUCAGGGAGAAGAUCAAGGAGGCCACCCGCAGGGACAUCUUGGCUGCGGAUCUGAAGUGCAGCCUCUUUGUUUCCGCUUUGCAGAGCUACAAGCGUGAUUCGGUCCUGAGACCCUUUCCAGGCCUCUAUGCUAACGAGGAGAGCAAGGAUUUUGAUGCGUUGCUUGCAGAUACAAAUGCUUUGCCAAGCUUAAAAGAACUUCCAGAGUCUAUUUCAGACACAGAUAAAAGGACAUGGGAUCUGUUUAGCUGGAUUUUAUCAUCUAAAUUCUUAACUAUACAAAGUACUAAGAAAAAGGAGUAUGAGAAGAUCCAAGAGCUGACAGGAAUGUCAAGUGAUGCUGUUCCUACUCCUGACUUCCUGUUUGAAAUAGUGUAUUGUGAUCAGAUGAAUGCCAAAUUUGAUGAAACCAGGGGAGAAAGGAACCUUAUUUAUGCAUUCCAUGGGAGUCGCCUUGAGAACUUCCAUUCCAUACUGCACAAUGGUUUACAUUGCCAUUUAAAUAGGACAUCCUUGUUUGGUGAAGGUACCUACCUUACCAGUGAUCUAAGCCUUGCUCUUCUAUAUAGCCCUCAUGGUCUUGGGUGGCAACGCAGCGUUUUGGGCCCUAUCCUUAGUUGUGUAGCUGUUUGUGAGAUUAUCGAUCAUCCAGAUGUAAAAUGCCAGGUGAAGAAGAAAGAUUCAGAAGAAAUAGACAGGAAAAGAGCAAGAGUAAAAAACAGUGAAGGGGGCGAUGUUCCACAGAAAUACUUCGUUGUCACAAACAAUCAGCUUUUACGAGUUAAAUACUUAUUAGUAUAUUCACAGAAACAACACCGGAGGCCUUCUAGUCAGUCGUCGUGGUUUUCCAAUCAUCGUUUUGCUAUAAUGAUGAUGAUGUAUCUACUAUUGCUAAUUGUUAUAGGUGCCAGCAACUCACCGGCCUUCCUCUACUACUGGAAUAGAAUGUUUGAUUCAGAAGGAUGAACAAGCUGGUUUAUAUGCUGUUAUGUUCACCAUGUGCCUUAAUGAUAGGAGAUCUACAACCUACUGCAUCUGUACCAGCGCUCUGGAAAUGGGGUCUUGAGCAUUUGGUUAUAGUCCAGUUGCAUUACCUUCAUGGCCCCUUUCCAUUUUUUCUUGUUUAAGUCGUUUUGUUUCUUUUAAUGAGGGAGCCUGAUUGGCAGCUCCCUUUUCAGCCUGUCUUGCCCUAGGGACGCUGAAGUAGAAUGUGAACAGUUCUGUACAGACAUGUUUUAGUCAACGGUCCAAGAAAAAACUUUAUUUAAAAUUAAUGAAAACUUUAAUAUGGAAAUUAUCGGGCCAUAGGUGCUGGCUUGAAGUGGUUUCCAUCAUACACAGGGUUUACACUUUGGUUAAGUCUCUCAGCACCCCUGUAUUGGGGGUGUUUAUUCUCUGCCAGAUUAAAAAAGCAAUAUUUAUUUAUAAUGCUCUUGGAAGGGAGGAAUUCUCUUUACCUCACACAAAGGUAAACCUGCAGUAGGUUUUAUUGCUUUGACUUGAGAAACCCCGUGUGUCUUUGCUGAAGAGGAAAUGUGCUGUUUCUCAUAUGAUAAAGCAGGAUCAUCUUAAUUACAAUUUUUGACAGGGGAUUAUAGUUGGGCACAGUGAUUGUAACAAAACAUUAUACAUAAAACAGUAACCAAGCUGAAUGUUCUUGUGUGUUAUCGAAAAUAAAAUCACUGGAUAAAGAAUGAAUACUGAAUUUUAGAGCACUGUAGGCUAUGAUGAGAGGAAUACGUCUUAAGUACAGUCCAAUGGGCCAGAUCCUCAGCUAGGUUCAGGGAGCAGACAGAGCAAGUCUGGGGAGGUGGUGUGCAAGAUCAAAGUUCACCUUGGCCCUCCCCCACCAAGGGGCCCACUAUAUGCAGGGCUGGUCCCUAUGUCCAACAGGCUCAAAUGGGAGCUCAGGAUCAGGGCUGGGCAGGGGCUUCCCAUCAUGAAGGAAGGGGAAAAUCUAUGCCACUGGCAGAUCUCUUGGUCUGGGAACACUGUUUUCACAGCCAGUUGUGCAGUGCAAAGUGGUUGCAUGAUGCUCCAGGGUGUGGCUCUAUGUUUGUACGCAUGUCCCGUCUCUUUUUCUGCAUUUGUGACCUGAUAACUGCACUAGGAAUAUACCAAAUAUUUCCUAAAACACCGUUUUAGGAAAUAGAAUAUUUUGAGAUCAGGAUUUAUUUUGUUUCCGAGGUCAGAGAGUGAUGUCAGCUUAGUAUAUACUGCAUUUAGGUUUUCACUUGAUAACUGACCUCUGUAUGUGUGUCUGUAAGAUAUACUGUCUACAUAAAGUUAUCAGAAGGAGAUUGGUUUUUCCUCUAUCAGAAUUACAUUAUCUGUGUUAGGUAGGCUUCAUGCCAAUAUGUUGUAAGAAGUAGCCAUAUUUUACUUUAAAAAAAAUCAAAUUACACUAAGAACCCCUCAUUUAUUAUUUGGAUUUGUUUGUACAGUGUAUAGGUUUGUUAGAAUUCUGUGUAGUGCACACUUGGAGACUUGGAACAUUUAAAGAGAUUUGAAAAUCA